This is a messenger RNA of Octopus bimaculoides (California two-spot octopus), 3313 nucleotides long. Its product is annotated as chorion peroxidase. Gene Ontology annotation, biological process: response to oxidative stress. The record is from RefSeq and is a predicted model, not a curated record. Lineage: Eukaryota; Metazoa; Mollusca; Cephalopoda; Octopoda; Octopodidae. Gene Ontology annotation, molecular function: peroxidase activity; heme binding.
AUAUAUAUAAGCGCGUUACAUAAAUCAAGUUAAAUAUCAGAGUUAUUUUACUGAGAUAGAUUGCUUUCCUUACGCUCUCGAAAAAAAAAUGAGACCAGAAAUAUUUAUCGUUCACUUGUUACUAUUGGCUUCAGGAGAAUUUUUUCAAGUCGUUUACAGCACUUCCUGUUCACAAACGACCCUUAAUUGUAGUUUUGGGACACUGUCUUACCGUAACAUUGAUGGCUCUUGUAAUAACUACGAAGCACCCCACAACAGUUAUGGCAAAAGUAACACACCUUAUGGUCGAUUCUUGACUCCUUUGGGGCCAGUCACUCCUCUUCCUUACAAGAGUUAUCGUGGUUACGUUCUUCCUAAACCUCGAGUUCUGAGUCAAGCCUUGUUCACUUGUGGCAACACUGUCAAUGAAAGUACACUUACUCACUUGGCGGCCAAUUUUGGUUUGUUUCUAAUGCAUGAUAUGUUUUCCACCAAAACUACAACAGACUCUUGUUGCACUGACAGCUGUCUUGGAAUUGCAGUAGAUGCCGCACAUCCUCUGACCUCACCAUGUAGCGAAUCUUGCAUACCUUACCACAAACCUUCGCUUUCUUACGAUCUCAAUUGCUUAAUGGGCGAAAUCAACGGAAUAAACUUAAACACUCAUUAUAUUGAUGCUUCACCAAUUUUUGGUUCUACUGAAGCGAAAUUUAAUUCUCUUACUGAUACAGGAAAAAAACUGAAAAUGACGAACAAUUUUCUAGAGAUAAAUUCAGCAAAAUUCAUUUCAGGUGAUGAGCGAAUCAAUGAACAGCCUUUAAUCAUGGCAGUAUAUCACUUAUUUGCUCUUGAAUACAAUAGGAUAGUUACUAAGAUGACUACAAUGAACAUCCCAAGCGCCGCACAACACGCAAAAAAAAUCUUAAUAGCCGAGUUACAACAUAUUACUUACAACGAGUUUCUUCCAUCUUUGCUUGGUCAAAGUACUAGCGUGAGAUCACAGAGCAGCGGGUAUAUAAAUUAUGAUCCCACAAAGAAGACUGAAAUUUACAAUUCCUUCUCCAUUGCUUAUAAAUUGGCUGUGUAUUCGAUGUUGAGAAGUAGUUACAAAGAUUCUAACGGUGCGGACAUUCAAAUAGGAGCUACCAGACAAAAUAGUGGAUAUAUGGACACUGAUGCCAAAAGAGACAAUAUCAUAAACCGUUUGUUAACUGACAAAAGUUCAAUGAUUAAUAACCAUUUUGCUUGCAUCUUUAUCAAUGAUUGUCCGACAAAUCCUUCUCCUUCUGGCGAUAUGGCGGCUAGUGCGAUUCAAGACAGCCGAUAUAUGUCAAUCGCUCCAUACUCUAUAUGGUUGAUAGUAGCUAAUGCACCCAGUAACCCUAAUCUUCCAUACCACACUCCAGCCGAACGAACCAAACUGACAGAUAAUUAUAAAAAUUUAGAUGACAUUGAUUUUGCUUCUGCUGUCUUAUCCGAGACACUGGCCGGUGACGCAAUGGUUGGCCCAACGCUGAAAAAAUUGUUCGAAGAGCAGUUUAAAAUAGUGAAGGAAGGAGACAGGUUCUAUUAUGAAAAUUUCCCCGUGUUUACUCCAAGUAUCCUGGAUAUCGUCACCAACAAAUCUGAUAAUUUCCUUACUGAGAUUCGUGUAAUAAAGAUUGGUGAUUUAAUUAAAAAAUCUGCUCUACUGAAGACAACAAGGAUUAUUAUUUGUUGCAUUGUUAUUGACUGGCAUAGCUAUCGUUCUUCAAGGUUGCCUUGUAAACAGCUGAAGUAUGCUGCGACAGGUAUCAAUCAUGGUAUAAAUGACGUCACCCAUGUAAUUGAUGCUUCUUUUAUGUUUCAUGAUACGCAUUUAGAAACAAACUUAAUGAACGCUGACGGGAAGUUUAAUCUGAAUUCAGGAUUUCUUCCACAAGCAGGAAAUAAAUUUAAGGGAGUUGGAGAUACUAUCAGUGAAAACCCUUUACUGAUGGCAAUAUAUCAUGUGUUUCUUCGUGAAUACAAUAAACUUGUCGAUAAAAUGAUCGAAUUUGGUUACGAAAACGCCUCGGAAGAAGCAAAGAAAUUGCUGAUUGGAAUAUUUCAACAUAUUACUUACAACGAAUAUUUACCAAUGUUACUCGGUGUCGACACUCCUCUUAAAUCUAAGACUACUGGAACCCGCACUUACGAUAACCAAAAGCUACCUAUGGUUUCACAUUCUUUCUCACUUGCCUAUGAAUUAGUCGUGGCUUCGAUGUUGAGAGAAUCGGUACAAGUUGCUCCAAAUACAAAUGAAAAUUUGAUUGAUAUAAUAAAAGACGCAACAAAAGUGGAUGACGAUACUGAAAUGACAAAUAUUGUCAAAGGAAUGCUGGAACAGGCUAGUUUGGAAAUUGGGAAUAAAAUACCCUGUGCUUUCCGAAACAAUUGUAACUUUUCCGAUGUAGUGGCAACUGUAACCCAAGAUACACGUUUUUACGGAAUACCUCCAUACAUCGUUUGGCUGGCAAUCAUAAACCCGCUUACAAAUAUGUCGUUUAAAGCAUUCCCACACCAUGAUACUAACGGAAGACAACUCUUAGAAACAAUGUACAUAAGUGUCUUCGACGUUGAUUUUUUAAGUGGAAUGUUUACUGAGAAAAAAGAUCCUAACCUGAAACUCAGCCAAACAUUAAUGAGACAGUUCGAAGAUCAAUUUUCUACAUUGAAAGAGGGUGACAGAUUUUAUUAUGAGAACGUCAAUGAAUUCCAGUCCAACCAGCUUGCAGAGAUCAGAAAAGUGACGAUGGCUCAGCUAUUGUGUCGCAACGUAGUCAAUCUAGAUCAAGUAAAACAGUUUGCUUUUAAUAAAACUUCAUCUGUUAGUAAAUUGUCACCCGAAAAGCAAACUUCAAUUCAUAGUUCUCGUGUUCCAGAUAAAAGAUGCUUGAAUCUAUUUGUUACCUUGCGCAGCAAAACACCGGUCCCAGUGUUCCUGCCACUUAUGGAAUCUGGCCUAGAAGUCGUUCUUCGCAAUCGAGUCGAGGGCCUUCUGCGAUUCGCUCUGGAUUUUGAUAACAGAGUUAAAACGCGACAUUUGAGGCCCGAAGUCAGUUGCUCUAGUAUAACGCAGAUAGAUUUUUGUACGUAUGCCGGAGUCAGUAAUGUAUGGACUCCUUUUCAAGCAUCUUUCUCUCAGUGUGACAAAAUUAAAAUAGAGUACCGUACAUGCCAGUCAACAAAACUAGAUUUAUGUCCUUGUGAAGGAGAUCCAUUUAAGAUACAAAGUUGCCCGGGACAAAUGAUCACACCUGACGGCAUCGAAAUAUUUAUAUAUGAUCAAAUGUUUGGAGGUGUGAUGUUAUAA